AUGCCUCCUUUAAUCUGGAGUCUAGACAAGGACUCAGGACAGGACGGAUCCUCAACCUCAACCGCAACCGAUGUCACCUGUAGAAAGGCCCCCGUGAUGCGCAACAGCGAGGAGAACGCUGACAGUCGCGUUUCAACUCUCUCGCCGACUGGUGCCAGUGGCGAUUACGUCACCUCGCCGGGCCAACGUGCAAGUGUUGACGUUAACAUGCUCACGGGACGCCCGAAUGCCUCUGGACAGCGCAAAAGCACAGCUGUUGGUAGUGGUGUACCGAACUCUGGAGGACAGCGUGUUGUUGGUAUGACCGCAAUCGCUGCUUCUGGUACUGCUAGAGUGCAGGAUUUGUUUGAGAUCCCAAUCCUCUUCCACCUUUCUAACACAGGUCGACGAAACGUACCCGGUACCUCUUCAGGUGACCACCACCACUACACUGGAACCACUGCAACUACCAAUAAUCGGCGGUCGGUAACGGGCACUGGCCCAACUCUUUACACCUCUUCUGGAACAGGAGUUACCUCACCUGCGACCACCAUUGUCUCGUCUGCUAUGGGUACCUCAAGUGUCACCACAACCGCUGCCGUUGCGUCGUUGUCUCAGUCACCCUCGUCCACAAGUCCA
This is a messenger RNA of Hydatigera taeniaeformis, 618 nucleotides long. NCBI's taxonomy places the organism in Eukaryota, Metazoa, Platyhelminthes, Cestoda, Cyclophyllidea, Taeniidae. The record is from the annotation of a GenBank genome assembly.